Glossina fuscipes is the source of this 501-nucleotide messenger RNA. RefSeq names its product stress-associated endoplasmic reticulum protein 2. The transcript is spliced from 3 exons. The record is from RefSeq and is a predicted model, not a curated record. Gene Ontology annotation, cellular component: endoplasmic reticulum. NCBI's taxonomy places the organism in Eukaryota, Metazoa, Arthropoda, Insecta, Diptera, Glossinidae. Gene Ontology annotation, biological process: endoplasmic reticulum unfolded protein response. Bases 183 to 377 code for a protein of 64 amino acids.
UUUCAUUUUAUUUACGAAGAAGGUGCGAUUCAGGAAUUAAUUUUUUAGCUACGAAUAUUAUUACGUGUCAUUUUAUUUUAUUUACAAGAAGGUGUAUACGUUGUCCCUUGUGAAAUUUUGCAGCAACAAAAAAAAUUUGUUUUGUGGAUUAGAAAUAAACAAAAAAAAACAAAAGUGAAGAAAUGGCCCCACCACAGAGAAUGCGUAUCGCCAACGAAAAAGCCAGCAAAUAUGUAACAAUGCGUGGCAAUGUACCAAAGUCAUCGAAAUCAAAGGAAAAUCAGUAUCCUGUUGGUCCCUGGCUGUUGGCUUUAUUUAUAUUUGUUGUAUGUGGCUCUGCAAUUUUCCAGAUUAUUCAAUCAAUUCGUGCUGCGUAAAUUUCUUCUGCUAGCCUUUCUUCUUCAACGGAAAUCAUUUCACAUAUGCAUUAAAAUAUAUGAAAAAGCUCACAUAACAUAAAUCUACCUAAAAGUAACAUAAAUCAAGUUAACCGUUAAAAAG